This is a messenger RNA of Psilocybe cubensis, 894 nucleotides long. RefSeq lists its product as uncharacterized. NCBI's taxonomy places the organism in Eukaryota, Fungi, Basidiomycota, Agaricomycetes, Agaricales, Agrocybaceae. Gene Ontology annotation, cellular component: nucleus. Gene Ontology annotation, biological process: mRNA splicing, via spliceosome; maintenance of RNA location. The transcript has 5 exons. Bases 1 to 894 code for a protein of 297 amino acids. The record is from RefSeq and is a predicted model, not a curated record. Gene Ontology annotation, molecular function: protein binding; mRNA binding.
AUGUCUAGGCGUUCUCGUUCACCAAAGAGGUCCCGCGAAUACGAGGACGGUGCCCUGAGUAGCAGCGUGAAACGAGGCAGCUCAAGGGAACGGGGUGGAGGUUAUGAAAGUAGGCGCAGGGAACGAGACUAUGGAUCGUCUGCACGUGAUAGGGAUCUUGACCGCGACCGCGAACGGGACAGGGAAAGAGACUAUCACCACCGAUCGAGGAGGAACGAGGACAGGUGGUCGGAGCGCGAUUCCAGGGGAUACGAUGAACGACGGCGAGAGCGCGAGCGUGAGCGGGAUAGGGAAAGGUAUGAUAGCGCACGCGAUAGGGAUCGGUAUUCGUCUCGUGGCCAGCGCCGGUCUGCUUCCCCUAGGUCUCGGGGCUCGCGUUCUGGGUCUCCCUCAGGGCAGGACCCUGCGGACAAGUCUAAGCCGAAUUUUGCGCCCUCUGGCCUUUUGGCUGCGGAAACAAACACCGUGAAAGCGGUUGACGGGACGAGCACAGUUCUCAAAUACAAUGAGCCUCCAGAGGCACGAAAGCCCGUGCUUGGAUGGAGGUUAUAUGUAUUCAAAGACGCAGAGCAAGUCGAACUUCUCCAUAUACACCGACAAAGUGCCUACUUAGUGGGCAGAGACCGCCUGGUCGCAGAUAUAGCAGUCGAUCAUCCAUCCUGCUCCAAACAACAUGCUGUAUUCCAAUACCGCUACGUGCAAGAAAAAGAUGAGUUUGGAAGUUCUAAAGGUGUCGUGAAGCCUUUUGUGAUAGAUCUUGAGUCGACGAACGGUACUCUCGUCAACGAUGAGACAAUUCCUCCUGCUCGCUAUUACGAAUUGAAGGCAGGAGAUGUGAUUAAAUUUGGACUUUCUACCAAAGAAUAUGUUCUCUUACAUGAUGAGGCAUCUUGA